AUGCUCAGUCACCUUCCCAUCCCUCGCUUGCCAAAUCGACAUGCAGGUCGUCAACCUGGCCGUACAGCUCGCGCCUGUGAUUACUGCCGAAUGCGCAAAUGGAAAUGCGAUGGCAAUAGACCGAUAUGUGGCCAGUGCGCCAGCACAAACCAGGUAUCAUGCGUUUAUUCCGAGCCGAAAAGGGACAGGGAUCAAAAGGAACUGGAGCGCGUAACGCAGAAAGCCGACCCUUAUGAAAGACUACUUCGAGAGGUAUCUCGAGAAGUCGAACUGCCUGUGGCGAGAAAAAUUUGGAAAGCAUUGCGGCAAACAUCGCAGAGGAUUAUAUCACAGCAAGAUGCAACCAUAUCUUCAAAUGCCUCCUCGGCCUCUUCCAUUGACUCCCUGGACGACCUUGAUGUUCUCGAUGAGGACCUCAACCGGAGCAAACAAAGCAGAGCGACCGGAUACAUCGGCAAGAGCUCGGAGGUUGCCUGGAUGCGUGGUUUAGAAAUGGCAGCCGGUGGUCCAUCCCGCAACGCAAAGGUAUUCAGCAGACGCAGCUCAUCACCUCCGGAGUCUGCUACUACGACAUCUUUCAAUUAUCACAUCGAACCCGCCGAAUAUCCAGGUUCUGAAGUCAACAACCCCUAUGACUUACCACCAAAAGCAUUGGCACAUUGGCUGCUGGGGUUGUUUUUUGACAGUGUCCAGCCGUCUCUACCUAUAAUUCGCCAGGAUCUUUUCACAGGCCAGUUUAAUUUAUUAUAUUCCGAAAGGCCAAGAAAUCCCGGAAGAAAAUGGCUGGCUGUGCUGAACUUGAUCUUUGCCAUCAGCAACAGGCUGUGUCAGAUUUCUGGUCAAGAUGUUCAAGACAAGGGUCACCAAUUUUUUUCUCGAGCACAAACGUUGAACAUAUCUGAAAGCUUGGUAGAGGACCAUGAAGACCUGCAGCAAGUGCAGGUAGAAGCACUCGCGGCCUUCUAUCUCUUGGCUUCAUCUCAUGUCAACAGGGCGUGGAAAAUGAUUGGCACAGCGGCACGGUCCAGUAUCUCUUUGGGUCUGCACUUACGAGCCUCGCAUAAUAAGUUAAACGCGCAGGCUCUAGAAGCUCGGCAUAAGCUUCGGUGGUCGAUUUUCAUUUUAGAGAACCUUCUCUCUGUCAUGACUGGGCGGCCCUCUGGUUUGGGAAACAGCUUUUCCUCGGCGGCCCCGCCUCUCGCCUCAGAAGAUAUGGGACCUUUUACCAAUAACGCGUCAAACGCCCGUCUAGAUCGUCCAUCCGAGAAUCCACCUAUGCAGUGGACAAUGAAUCAGCAAUACAAGCGGCUCAAAGCUCAACUUGCUUUGACCAAGACAAUGCCUGCGACCGACAAGCUAUACUUCUUUUGUCUCGCUGACCUGAUUGUUAUCUCGCACACUGCAUCAACCCGAGUAUACAGCACUGAUGCCGUGAAACGAGGAUUUGAUGAAAUAGAGAGCCGUAUCGAUCUUUACAAUACCACCAUGGUCGAUUGGCGUACUGGUUUACCAGAUAGUCUCAGCUUUGAGGUAAUCGAUGCCGGUCCGAACCUUACUGUCACGGAUUCUUAUAGACUUUCUCUGGCGAUGCAUUACCACAGCUCUCGCAUCUUACUGAACAGACCGUGUCUCACUCGAAAGAAGAAGGAUGGGAAGAGCGCCGACACGAAUCAUCUUUCUCGCCAGAGGAAAGAUAUUGAGGAAACCUGCUUACAUUCAGCUCUUGCAAUUCUUGAAAUUUUCCCAGAUGAACCAGGCUCAAAGUGGCUUUGCUCUAUUCCUUGGUGGAACGUUCUUCAUUUUCUGGUUCAAGCCAUCACUAUCUUGCUUAUACAGAUUUCCUUUGGCGGCUCAUUUCAAGUGCAGAAAGUCCAAAAUUCCACCAGUGAGUCAAGUAGCGAACAACUCCUGAAGCGUCCCGAUGUUGGCGAUCAUGAAGUUGUUCGUAUCGCGGCCAAGAAAGCUCUGGCCUGGCUUUGCCACCUUGGAAAAACGGACGAUUCCGCUCGUCGCGCUUACGAAAAAAGCGGGAGCUGCCUUCGCCGUAUAGAGUCGAUCAGUUACCAUCAGGAUGAUUUGACAGCCGUGACCGAUGCAUCUCAGGCUCCCAAUCUGGACGUACCUACCGAUCAGGCCUAUCAGCAGGGUCGGAGUAGGCUUAACGUGUCUUACUCUCAAUUUGCUGAUUCAAAAGGCUUCGGGUACGAUCGGAAUAACGGUGGCCCAGCCGUCGCCCCGGAGGAUACAGAAGGUUUCAGUCCAAUUGAACCCUCCGUCGGCACAUUGAGGGCGGAUAUCGACAUUUCUGACUGUGUUCCCGAUCCUGAAAACGGAAAUCUGGAAGACCUACUGCAGUUCCUGGGGUAA
Penicillium olsonii is the source of this 2367-nucleotide messenger RNA. Lineage: Eukaryota; Fungi; Ascomycota; Eurotiomycetes; Eurotiales; Aspergillaceae. The record is from the annotation of a GenBank genome assembly.